Corvus hawaiiensis (hawaiian crow) is the source of this 1881-nucleotide messenger RNA. Its product is annotated as translation initiation factor IF-2-like. Gene Ontology annotation, cellular component: plasma membrane. Lineage: Eukaryota; Metazoa; Chordata; Aves; Passeriformes; Corvidae. The transcript is spliced from 12 exons. The record is from RefSeq and is a predicted model, not a curated record. Gene Ontology annotation, biological process: adenylate cyclase-activating G protein-coupled receptor signaling pathway. The coding region runs from base 100 to 1830 and encodes 576 amino acids. Gene Ontology annotation, molecular function: G protein-coupled receptor activity.
CAGACGGGCGUGGGGCGAGCCCGGGCAGCAGCGGCAGCGGGAGCUGCUUCCAUCCAUCCCGGGAAGAGCCGGGAAGGCUCCGGGCUCCCACCGCCGGCCAUGGCCAAAGCACAGGAACGGCCCCCGGCUCUGUCGGAUAUCCAGCAGCGACGGGAAACGCCUUUGCUGGGGUUCCUGGGCACGGCUUCGGGAGGGAUGGCCGAGGGAGAGAGUCCGGCCGUGCCGAGGGUCCCACGUCCCCGCUGCCGGGGGGGGGCCGGGGCUCGGGGUGGCCCCGCUCCGGGCCGGCCGAGCCCCGCUCCCUCCGUGCCUCCCGCAGGUCCUGGCGCUGACGGGCGUCACCCUCCCGGCAGCGCUGCUCAGCCUCCUGGGCAGCGGAUCCGUCCUCGCUGUCACCUCCUGGCAGGGGCGCUGCUGCCACAUCCAGCUGCGGCCCCUGUUCCUCCUGGCCCUGGCAGAUUUCCUGGCCGCCACCGCGCUGCUGGGCACGGGAACCAUCCCGCUGCUGCCGGCCCCGCUCUCCGUGCCCGCCUACGCCGCCUGUCCCUACGGGCGGAUGCUGACCACGACCUCCUACGCCGUCUCGUUCCUCAUGGUCGUUGUUUACGCGUUCGAGUCGCACCGCACCGUCCUCGGGGGGCGAGCCCGGCCCCCGGCAGCGCUGCAGGAGCGGAGCCGCUGCCUGGAGCGCGCCUGGCAGGCGAUUCCCUACAUCCUGGCCUGGCUGGUGCCGGCGCUGACGCUCCUGGCGCAGCUGAUCGCCCGCGGCACCUCCGUCGCCGACAUCGCGCCCGUGGUGCCCUGGGACGGCCGUGGCUCCAACGACACCUUCAGCCUUUACUGCUCCAGCUGCCUCCUCCUGAUCCACCCGAACCAGGACAUCUGCUCCCAGUCCGGCGGGGGGAAGAACGCGGGGCUGGAGGAGAAAAUCAUCUUCCUGCUGUACCUGCUGCUGGUGCUCGGCUGCUGCUCGCUCCUGUACCGGCGGGUGCGGCUCCGGUGCCGGGGGAACGCGGCGCUGCCGCUGCUGAGCCUGGACAGGGACGGCGGCUUCGGGGGCCGGAGCGGCCGCAGCGUCAGCAAAGCCUCCCUGUACUUCCAGCUGGUUUUCCUGCUCUGCUGGACGCCAGCCUUCCUCCUCACCAUCCUCUCCUUCACCAGCAUCAGUCCUGCCUCGCUCUUUGUCCUCUACGUGUCCACAGCCCUGAGCGUGUCCCUGCAGGGGUUCCUGCACUGCCUGGUCUAUGCCUGGAUGAGGGAGAACUUCCGGCGGGAGGUGCUGGCCCGGAGCCCCCCCCUGCAGAGCCCCGGGGGGAUCCAGGCUUUCUACCACGACUCCCUGGAGGCUGCUCCCUGAGCUCCCACCUCAUCCCGUUCCCUGGAGGCUGCUCCCUGAGCUCCCACCUCAUCCCGUUCCCUGGGGGCUGCUCCCUGAGCUCCCACCUCAUCCCGUUCCCUGGAGGCUGCUCCCUGAGCUCCCACCUCAUCCCGUUCCCUGGGGGCUGCCCAAAGCCCCCGCGGGAUUUGCACAUUCCCAGCAGCUCAGAGAAUCCUGGAAUGGUUGGGUGGAAGGGACCUCAGAGCCCCUCCAGUGCCAGCCCUGCCAUGGCAGGGACACCUCCCACGGCUCCCGGUGUCCCGGCAGGAUCCCCCUGGAUGCGGCCCCUCGUGCCUGGAGCGGUUUGGGGAGGGCACAGGUGGGGCUGGGCAGGUCCCACAGCGCUGGAGGCACCCGCAGCCCCUCCCUGCUGGAGACUCCCAACUUCCAACUCCUGCUCCGUGCAGAGAGCAGAUCCACAGGGACGGAGCACGGGAUCCCGGAGUCACUGAGGCUGGAAAAGAAGCUGUGGCUGCCCCUGGAUCCCUGGCAGUGGCCAAGGC